Vicia villosa (hairy vetch) is the source of this 2109-nucleotide messenger RNA. RefSeq lists its product as uncharacterized. The coding region runs from base 1 to 2109 and encodes 702 amino acids. Gene Ontology annotation, molecular function: nucleic acid binding; RNA-DNA hybrid ribonuclease activity. NCBI's taxonomy places the organism in Eukaryota, Viridiplantae, Streptophyta, Magnoliopsida, Fabales, Fabaceae. The record is from RefSeq and is a predicted model, not a curated record. The transcript is spliced from 4 exons.
AUGCCCUUUCUUGUUUCAAAGGAGAAACGUGGUUUUAUUCAUGGUAGGCACAUUCAUGAUUGUAUCAGGUUGGCGUCGGAGGCGGUCAAGCUGCUUGAUUCAAAAGAUUGGUGUGGUAACAUUGCGCUUAAAGUUGACAUUGCGAAGGCUUUCGAUACUCUUCGGUGGGACUUUUUCUUGAAAGUCCUGCAUAAUUUUGGCUCCACUGAUAAGUUUUGUGUUUGGAUACACAAUCUUCUCCAAUCGGCUCAUAUGUCUGUUAAUGUCAAUGGUGAUCUUCAUGGCUAUUUCACCUAUUAUGCUAAGGAGUCUGGUGAGCUGGAUAAUUACGGUAAGUCCUUCAUUUAUGGAGGCGGCAUGUCCUCCUUUAGGUUAAACAUUCUGACCAAGUUCGCUGGUUUGAGGAAAGGAUAUGCUCCUUUUAUUUAUCUCGGUGUCCCGAUCUUUAAAGGCAAGCCAAAGACGAUUGACUUGCGUGCUAUUGCGGAUAAGGGGAUGCUUGUCCAUUGCAUGGUUCUUUACGAUUGGAUGAUCUCUCUCAUCCGAGAUAUUGUGAGGGUAGUGAAGCGAUUCAUUUGGAGUGGUGAAACAACAAAGAACAAAGUGAUCACAGUUUCUUGGAAAGAUUUAUGUUCUCCUAUCCCGGAAGGGGGGCUCGGUAUUCGAUCGCUCAUCAAGGUUAAUGAAACAUUCAACCUUAAGCUCGCUUGGGAUUUUCUUACCUCUACUGAACCUUGGGCAGUUUUAUUAAGAGAAAGAGUUUUAAGAAAAGGUAGUUAUAUUAAACAUCAUAUAUCUUUUUCCCUCUGGUCCAGCCUUAAGCAUGAUUUAGCUACUAUUGUGGACAAUUCCUCUUGGAAUCUUGGUAAUGUUGAGGCUAUUAGUCUUUGGUUUGAUAGAUGGUGCGGUGAGCCGUUACAUCUUGAAGUGGUGGAUCCUUCGUGUUUAGUGGACCAAACUAUUAGCAGUAUUAUCUCUAAUGGCAGGUGGGAUUUUGACAAAGCAAUUUCUCCCAUUUUGUUGGCCCUCUGUACGCGGAUUCUUGCUUGUCGUAUCCUUAUUACUCCUCGGUCUGAUUAUAGAAUUUGGACUUGCUUUCAACAUGGUAUCCUCACUUCUAAAAUCAGUUUUGAUUUUAAGAGAUCAGUUGGUUCCUGCAAGGAGUGGGCUCAAUGGAUUUGGUCCAAAUUGAUACUGCCGUUUAAGUCUUGUUUGUUUGGAAGCUCAUUCACAAUAAAGUGGCAACAUAUGAUCAAUGGAAGAGAAGGUCUUUCUCCUUUGUGUCGCGUUGUGGUUUGUGUAAGAAUGCGGAAGAGUCUUCCUCUCAAAUUUUUUCAACUGAUUUUCGGAACCGGCCAAUGCAAGACUGUCGCGGUGGCAUCUUUUAUUAUGGUUCUUAAUGCUAUUUGGUUGGCUAGGAAUAUGCUUAGAUUUCAUAAUGUUACCUUUCUGGUAUCCAAGACCAUUUCUGCUAUUAUGGAGUUAGUGGCUUUGGUAGGUGGUUGUUCCUCUGUUGGUAAUCCUUUAAAUAUGAAGGAUUUUGAAAUUCUGAAGAGUUUCAAAGUCAAUAUUCGGCCUCCCAAAGUCCCCAAUAAUAUUGAAGUUAUUUGGAAGUCUCCGCUUAGAGAUUGGGUUAAAAUCAAUUGUGAUGGUGCUUUUACUUCCUUCUCCAAUUCUUCCUGUGUCGGUAUUGCUAGGAACCAUGACGGUAACUUUUUGGGUGCUUUUGCCUCUUCUUUAGAGAUUGCUAAUUCUCUCAUGGCCGAACUUACGAGUGCGAUGAUGGCAAUUGAGCUCGCUUAUGAGAAGAAUUGGAGCAAUCUUUGGCUGGAAACAGACUCGACGACGAUAAUAAAAGCUUUUAAUAUGCCUUUCUUAGUGCCUUGCACUAUUAGAAAUAGAUGGCUCGAUUCUAUAAAUACAGUGUCUAAUUGGAAUUUUGUUGUCUCUCAUGUUGUUCGGGAAGGUAAUAGUUGUGCAGACAUAUUUGAUAACAUAGGUCUUAAUCUCAAUGGUUCUACUUUCUAUUCUUUUGUCCACAAUUGUUUAAGGGAUGAUUUUGUUAGGAAUAUGCAUGAAAUGCAUUUCUUUAGGUUUGUUGGCUCUUGA